AAUUUACUUCCGCUUUGGGGAUCAAUAAAGUUCUUUUUAUUUUAUCUUAUCUUGCCUCCAGAUCUCUACAGAAACAUUGUAAAUCACUCCCUAAGAUCCUGUUCUUUUUGCUGGAGCAUGCCCUCCACCCACUUUUCCCAGUGGGUUCUUCACUUUAAAGAGGUGAUACUGUGCUUUUCACCUGUUUGAAAAAAGUUAAGUUAAAAUGUUGGACGUUAGGGCCAUAAACAAGCAAAGUUUUAGAUUGUAAGGUUAAAGUGUGUUGAAGUAAUCCUCAGAUGGGACAACAGGGUGCUCUGGAUGGCUCAUUCAAAAAGUUACGUGAGAAUUCAGCAAGAUCAAAUGGUGACACUACCAGACAGUGAAUCUCCUUAAAAGGGCAAAUUUGCCAUUUUAUUUAAAAAUGGCAAAUUUGCAUGGCAACAGUGCAGGAGGACUCCAGAAUGCUGGGUUCUGGAAUGCUUGGGGGCUUAAGGAACAGAGGCUUAAAUAAAGUAUCUCAGACAAAAGCUGAAAUUAUGGUUUUCAAAGACAGCAGCCUCAAAUAUGUUAAAAAUUCUGCACCUGUGGGGAAUUCUUACAUCACCUGGCCGGCCAGUAGCACUGGAAUAUCAUCUACAAUACCUGUGCAGGCUGUCAGCCGAUACUCUCAAAUCUGUAAAUCAGAGAAGUGAGUGAAAUCUCUGUCUCUUUACAGAGAGGUUAUGGAGUAAAGCAGUGGCAAGUAUCAACGACAGUUUCCUACUUUUUUGCCCAAGCCACUCAAACGACCAAGCAAGCAGGACAAGCGUCCUUUGCACCACCUUUGCAGGGGUCCAGCUUGCAAAAGUUUGAGAACCGCUGGAGUAAAGGAAACAUAUAGAGGUGAAGAAAAAGCGGUUAACUAACAAGGAUGUGCUGAAGAACAAGAGAGAUACAGACGUAGAUGGUGUCUAUGGCUAUACGGUAUGCCCAAAAAUCCUGCUGAAAACCAAGAAUAGAGUUGAAGAAAUUGGCAGGUGGAGAAGAGUGAGGUGACAGCAGUGCUGGAUAUUAGGGAAAACCAGAACGGCCACUUUUUUUUCUUUUUUUAUGCACUGUUAUCUCGCGAUAACGACUUAUGUCCUUAUUUUGACAUAACAAAGAUCGUUUUCUCGGGAAAAUGAAUUAAUAAACAAUGUGUCUUCUGUAGGAUACCACACACUGUCUUGGCUGAUUUAAAAUGAGGGAACAAAUGAAAUAUUGUUUCUAUGGGAAGUUUGGUAUCAAAACACAAAGUAAUGGAUUUGAUGUCAUGGAAAAUUUUGUGUUUCGUGGAAUAAGUAAUAAUAUCAUAUAUAUUAUUUAAAUAACUCUUAAUAAUUCUUGGCAAAUUCCACACAGUCUGCAAAUCAAACUGGACUUUCUCCAAACCCUGCUUUCAUUGAUUCGCUGUUGAAGUUAAACAAUAUGGCACCUUACUUUGUGCCAUACUCUUAUGAAAAAAUAACAAAAAGCAGUCAAGACUUGUAAUAUUUGCAUUUGAUUUAAUAUUGCACAGGACUCCAAUGUAUGGAUAUCCCUUGGUAUAAACAAAGUUUAUUGAUUUUGCACUGUUUACCACAUGUUUGUUUUUAUCUCCCAACAACUUUGCCUUUUAACUCUCGCAUGUUAAAGUGUGAUUUGGGUAGCUAUUUAUACAUUUAUUAAAUAUUUUUAUUUAUUUAAUAUGUCUUUAUAUUCUAAUCUAUACAGUCUAUGGUUCCGCCCCUCUUUUGUAGACUGCAGACCCAUAGCAGUGGAUUAAACAGAGUGGCGACACUCCCAUAGGCAUACUCUGUACAGCCCGGCGGACCCCACUUCCGGGUUAUGGAACUCUCAAUAGUUCCAACAUGACCGCCUGUCACGUCGGACGCCGUUCGUUUCUAUGGCCACAAGGCAAGCACUCACCCAGGUUAAAUGAUAAAAUAUCAACAAGUUUAAUUCCAAUACAUGUAUAAAUGGUAUCGAGGGACCCCUUUAUAUGUAAAAUGAUUUUAAUUUUAGUAUGCUCAAAUUGUAAUUACAAAUGUAAUUACGUUUUUUUUAGUUAGCAAUUGGGAUUGAUUUUUUAGCCACGGCCUGCUAGUUGGACGCAUAGACUGUAUAAAGAAUGGACAGAGUCUGCCUCCACGCUGGGUGAAGCCACUCCGAGAACAGCACCCUCUGAUGGUGGGCUGCAGUACAGGUCAUAAAUCCCGCCUCCGCCAGCAAAGCUUAUGGGACUGUGGACAAACUUUAGAAAUGUAUUACACAGAACAUAAAUUUUUCUCCCCCCUGCUUGUGAUGUUGACAUGUAGUUAUUGUAAGACUGGUUUGUGCCCAAGUCCUUUUUUUCUGUACAGCUCCGUUUUUAAAAGUUAUUAGGGGGUUCAUGUUUUCUAUGAUUGACACCUGGUACAGCCUAUGGGCGUUCAGGGAUUGCGUAGCUCAUCCGGGGGAUACGCUGUUUGAGCCGAGCGUCAUCACAGGGACUCUCGGCGACUGCGCGGGCGACUGCGCGGGCGAAUGCGCGCAUCGCUACUGCGCAGCUCUGGUUUCAAGGAAGUGGAGAAAACCCGGAAUUACCGAGAGCUUUUUGGCUUCAAAUCUGUAUACAGGCAGAGGGCGGAACCAGGUUGUCCAUAGUAUAUACAGACUAUGGUUGGACGUCGUCAGCUGUAGAGGCCUGCCAAAAUUUAUUGUGUGACUGAGUUUUGAAUCACAGAUAAAUUAUCAUCAUCAAUCAUAUGUUGAGAUGGUUACUUAUGGGCUUUAUUUUAGAUUUCAGCCUUUAUCAGUACCCAGUGUUAUGUGCAAUUUAUUCUUUUUAGACUAACAUAAGUGCUAUGUCAUUUGAUUUCUGCUUAUGGGAUGAUAAGGGACCGCUACUUUUUAAAUCCUGUCAGCAUUUAAGGCAUUUGUUUAACAUGGAAAAAUGUUAUGCAGGCCAUGCUGCAAGACCAAAACAUUGCACAAUUGUUUAAACAGCUUGUAACAUCUGUUACUUACCACUUUAUUGUAUUAUUUUCUCUUAUUAAAAAGUAACACCUGUUACCAAACUUGUCUUAUUUCACUUUUAUUUGUCAUCCAGCCAGUACACAGUAAUCCAAUAAGAGUUGCAAAUGUUGACUUUUUACGGUUAAUUUUAAUAUUUACCUCUUUAAUGCGCGCUAACUGCAGUCUGUCCCGUUGAAGAGUAUGGACAGUGAGGGGUACAUGAACCACGUGACCGCUCUGGCGGCGAGAUCUGUUUAAUCCACUGCUCUGUGCAGACCGUUUCGACUUUACCGGAAGCAGGUAGGACGUCAUAUCCGUACAACACGAAGCUAACCGCCACCCACAGCUCUGCAGGUUUUGGUUCUGUCUACAGACGACCAUCAUGAUCCAAAUGGUGGGUUCUCUCCGGGAGGAGCUGGCUGACUCGCUUUCCACCAGCAAGGUGCUGGUGGUCGGCGCGGGAGGAAUCGGCUGCGAACUCCUGAAGAACCUGGUCCUCACCGGCUUCAAAAACAUCGAAGUGGUCCGUAACACUCAAGUUUGUUUGAAUGCGUGUCUGCUGCUGCUGCUGCCCGCGAGCUAACAAUCAAGCUAUGUCUUUGUGUUGGUCUGCUCACGGAGAUGUGCGGACUGGGGCUGAGUCCAAAAUCGUGGCUUUACAGAAUUGUUAGGUGUUUUGUUUCUCAAUAUUUCCGAGCGCACAUUUACCCUCUAAUCCGGGAGAGAGAGCUCAGAGGAAGCCUGGGCUCCUGUACCGCUACUUAUGCUAAAUACACUAUGCGACCACUAGCUAGUCGGUCGGCGGACAAAAUGCUAGCACCGACGCUCUCAAACAUUGGUGUUUUUACAUUGCAUUUACAUACACAUAUAAGCACUGUUACCUGAAAUACAUUUAACCAGAAAAAAGGACAAUUUUCUGUAGAUUUGAGUGUCUUAUAGACUCUAGGCAGGGACAAUGAACUACGCGGGACUGCCAAUUUUGAGUGUGUAUCUGGAGACAUGGUUAAUCAUACGUUUUUGCACAUUACCACAUGCAUUUAAUCGGAGCACAUCAUCAGAAUUUAAAAGAAGUUUGGAGCGAUUUGUUGAUAUGAAUUCUCUGCAGGCGCUUAAAUUUUUGUUAUUCAAGUCUGCUGUGCAGUGCACUUGUGUGAAUUGUGGAGCUAUUAUCCAUAAAUAAGUACUUGGCACCAGAUUUCUUCAGUUAUCAAAGCCUGUCAGAAGAUAAUGCUAGUUUUCACAACACGCCAUCACUAAAAAAGCUUCUUCAGCCAGUGCAAGUCCAAUUGAUAGCAUUCAACAUGUCCUAACAUUCAACCUCUUCUUAGCCUACAGUACAAUCACUGAAAAAAAAACCUUCUUUCAUUAGUCAAACAUUAAUUUUAAAGGGAUAAUCUGGCAUAAAAUUAAGUUCUCCGGCCUUAGCGUCUCAGUUUGAUUGCAUUUCCAUGAAAAAAUGAUCAUAAAUGUUCUUCCUUGAGCUGUAGUCUGUAAUGGACUGGGCAUGUCCUAUCAAAAGUCAUGAUGGGAACUCCUGGUGUGCCCUGCACUAGAGUUGACCAUGAGCUGGCUCGUGGAGAGGUGUGUGGCUGUUUUCAGUGGGUUAAAGGUGACAGCUGUAGAGAGGGGAGAAGGUUCACUCAUCACUUGGCCUAAUAAAUCAAGUUGAUCAAUUACAUUUUGAAAUGAUCAGCAAAGGCACAAUGCAAAUUAAAAAGAAAGGUAAAAGCUGCAGUCAUUUCUGCCAUUGUAACUUCUAUCACAGUCUUAUGAAAGAUUACCCACAUUUUUACAUCCUCAAUAACAGCUUGUCAAAGAAAGAAUACAGAAAAGGUGCAGGCAAGUGUGUACUUGAACUUCUGAAAGUGUUGCUCAUGACAAAAAUAUUCAAAAUGCCAUGUUCCGAAAUCUGAAGCCCAACCCAUUUAUUUUGUUUAGGUAUUUUUCUGAUUCAUGACAAGUUAAAAUCCAUCUAAAACAUGUUACUAAUUUAGAUAACCCUGGCACGUAUGAGGCAAAGGGGACUAAUUACUCAUGAAAUAUAUUGACACAGUGUAUUCCAUAACAGCAUGUUUGGUUAUCUAGAUCCAAAUCCCAUCUAGCACCAAACAUUUCCCUCCCCCAUUUUGAUAUUUUUUGGCUCCUAUUGUAGACCCACCACCACCACCCCACUUGCAACAUAUUUAAAUUUUCCAUCAAUUGAUUCAUCAUGGUAGAUAUAAUUGCAGCCAAUCAAUGUUGGAGAUCGUAAAAAAGAAAACAAUGCACACUGAAGUUAUUGUUAGACAUUUGUUUAUAACAUGGUGUUUGUAACCAUCUAACCAGCAUGGCUCUAGCCAGUUGUAGUGCAGAGUUUUUAAGUUUAUACACUAGAGAAACUUUGUUGGGUAAGGUCACCGGUCGUGGAUGGAUACAAACCAUAUUUACAGUCAUUUGCCUUAGUUUCAGGAAUUUUCUUCUUGGACUAAGUAAAGUAUGUGGUAAAAAAAAAAAAGUCAAGGGCUCAUCCUGUGAUAGAAAGGAAAACAAAGCAGCUCAGUACCUUGUAAUUUCUAGUGAAUGUGGUAUAAGUUACAUAUUGUCCUGGGUCAAUUAUCGUAUGUAUACCAUGCAACAUGAUUAUUCCUCAUCUUUCAACUGUAUUGAUUUCACAGAUUGACUUGGACACAAUUGAUGUGAGCAAUCUAAACCGUCAGUUCCUCUUCCAGAAGAAGCAUGUGGGCAAGUCUAAAGCACAGGUUAGUAAACAUUGUCUCAUCCACCACUGUCACUGUCAGCUCUUUAGUGUCCUUGUGUACUAUAACACUGAUAACUCAACCCUUGUUGAUAUCUUUCUGUGUAAUUCUAUUAUUCAUCAUACUAUAUUACAACACUAUUCUCCUCUUAUUGACUUUGUUCUUGUUGUUUUAAAGGUGGCCAAGGAGAGUGCCUUGCAGUUUUGUCCUUCUGCAAUGAUUACUGCAUACCAUGACAGCAUCAUGAAGUAAGCCUCUGUCUGUUUCUUGUUAUAGUCAUUUUUUUUUUUUUUUUUGCAAAUCAAAGCAUGAAGUCAGUGUUUGUCCAUUUGAUGUUUUAUGUUGUUCCCAUUGACAGCCCUGACUACAAUGUGGAGUUCUUCAGAAAGUUUGUGCUGGUGAUGAAUGCUCUGGAUAACAGAGGUAGUUUCAAAUAAAAUCCCUACACUAAGAUUAUUUUAUUUUAACUAUAAAUGAUAAACUUUGGUUGGGAAUUGAGUUUGUGGGUUUAUGAUCUUUGAUAGAGCUGAUGUAAUUUUUUCAAAUUCAUCUUUGCAAGUCUGCAUUGACCUCAUUGACAUGAUUUUUAAAAAAAAAUCUACUCUCUCUGCAGCCGCCCGUAAUCACGUGAACAGGAUGUGUUUAGCAGCAGACAUUCCUCUGAUCGAGAGUGGCACUGCUGGGUAUCUGGGACAGGUCACAGUUAUCAAGAAGGUAGAGUGACCCUUUGCCCUUUACUAGUUUAAAUACCAGUUGCAAGUACGUCCACCUUAACCUCACCUUUCCACACUUCUCUGUUUGUUUUUCCAGGGAAUGACAGAAUGUUAUGAGUGCCAGCCGAAGCCCACCCAGAAGACCUUUCCAGGAUGCACCAUUAGAAACACACCGUCAGAGCCCAUUCACUGUAUUGUCUGGGCCAAGUAUCUCUUCAAGUAAGGCCCAGUUUAUCACAGUUUGUCUCACAUUCAUAAAACAGUUGAGUUUCUAGAUUACCCAUGCACGUUUUCGAGAAACAUACAUAGUUGUGGAUCCUGUGAUAAAUUCCAGUGGUGCAAAAAGUCCAAGCAAAGUGUACUCUGUUCUGAUUGAUGGUCUUUUUUGGCUGCUACAGUCAGCUGUUUGGAGAAGAGGAUGCGGAUCAAGAGGUGUCUCCUGAUACAGCAGACCCUGAGGCUGCUUGUAAGUUGAAAAUGUGUUUUUGGCAUUUGAUGGAUGACAUGUGGAUUCAGUUUGUGUUAGCACUGGUUUGGUUGUUCCCUGGAGACGCAGGGUGCGUGGAAGAGCUGAAAAGGGGAUUUUUUUUUUGUGGGAUUGUCCGUUUACUCUGCACAGUGAUCAUUUUUUUAAUUUCCUGUGGGGGGAAAUCACAACUGUUAAUGGCUCAUCUGGUCAUGAUAUUAUGGCCAAUAGUGUGUCUUUAUAGGUUAACAGAACAGAUAGCUGGUCAUAAAGUCAUUCAAAACUACAGACCAUAGACUUGUAUUCUGUCCACAGGGAACCCUGAAGAUACAGCUGCUCGGGCCACAGCUUCAGAAAAAGACGGAGACAUCAAGCGAAUCUCCACCAAGGAGUGGGCUCGCUCUACAGGAUACGACCCUGUCAAACUUUUCAACAAGGUACCAAAAGUCCAAACCAGUCAUUUGCAAAGCUUCCUAAAGCAGGCCCUGUUGUCUUCUGCUCAUGUGAUUUUUCCAUUUCAAGAAAAUGUCUGUGCACUGUGGUGCUGUGUUUGUAAACAUAUAUCAACUAGUUAAUUCUCUUCAGAUUUAUCUGGAAUUCCAGAUUGUUUUUUUUACCUAAAAAGGUUGCUGUUUUUAUGUUGGUUAAAUUUAAAAGUAUUUUAACAGGAAGGGAGGUACUAAGCUGCUCAGUGAAAUACUGAAGCUUUCAGGAUAUCUACAGAUAUAGAUGUGAUAAGACUUUUCAUACUGAACUAUUCACACAGAUAUUUGUGUUAAGCUUCGAUACAACCUUGUUGGUUUAAAUCGGCAGUGAUGAGCAUUUUGAGCUGUUUGUGUUUUUUAAAUAAUGCAAUGUGUGCAUGGGUAAUACACUGCAGGACAUGUAGUGUUAGCACUUUUUUGCCUCUCUGUGACUGAUCUAUGUUAUACAUUUAUUUGAUACCUAUUUAGUUACAGUUCCUCUCAACUGCUCUUCUUCACCUUAAGUUUCUGCAGUGGCAGCUUCUGUAGACCCUGAUCUAUGUACGACAGUACAAAGUGUGGUGUGCUCGGUUUCUCCUUCCUCUUUUAGCUGUCUUCCUAACUCUCACUUGCAUGUCACAUGGCAAGAGUGUAAUUGCAGCCUUUAGGGUUAGAAAAGUCUGGUUGAUAUGUUUUCUGUAGUUUUGCAGAUGCAUUUGAUUGUUUAGUGUUGUUACAAAGAGAAAAUGAUUGAACCACAGAGACAUACUACAGCAGCAAACGCAGUUCUGAUUCCUCUCCUCUUCUGAUGUAUGUUCAGCUAUUUAAAGAUGACAUCAUGUACUUACUGACCAUGGACAAACUUUGGAAAAAGAGGAAAGCUCCUACUCCUCUGGACUGGCAGCAGCUGGAGAAGUCUGGUAGGUUUGUUCGAAAUAUCACUGAGCUCUUAUCAAACCCAGCCUGUGUCUAUCCACCUCAGUUAGCUUGUGUGUAACAGAAGAGGAGUGAUGAAUUGUGUUGAACUGCUAUGGUCCUGCUCAGUCUCCCCUUGUAAAAUGUCAAACUUUUUCUGCGCAGUUAUGGUCACUUCACUUCAUUGCUUCCACACUCUCACACACACUGACUGGACAGAGAGGGUAUCCCUCCUGAUCAGCAGAGGUUCAUCUUUGCUGGAGGAUCGACGCACAAUGUCAGCCCUUUUUUUAAUAUCGUUAGAUCAAUCAGAAUUUUGUGUGAUCAACGUAAUUCUUAACGAUCAAUUAAUCGAUCAACAAUUAAUCGUGCCCAUUCCUAAUGGCAGUUGUCAUCAAGCCACUGGUGUGUGUAAUUUAUACAAGAUUUUAGCCAUCAGUACCCGACUGUGCAACAUGAGAUAGCAGUUUGGGUGCUUCAUAGUGUUACAGGCCCCAAAUAAAUUUUUUUUGGGAUAUCCCAAUCCGAUAUUGAUAUUGGAUAUUGGUCCGAUAUCAGCAAAAAACAGCAAUCGGAUUACAUUGGCCUGCAUCGGAAAUCUCCGAUAUGAGCACUCUGAUACAACUAGUUCAUUUCGGACUCAACAAAGUAACAAGGAACAGGAGUGAUGUCGGCCGUGUGGCAGUAUUUUUCAUGUAAGUCCUAAAAAGAUGAAGAAACUGAGUGUAAAACUUGUCAUGCUCAAAUUUGUGCUAAUAUCGGUAUCGGCCAAUAUUUGUUUUGUAUCGGAAAUAAAAAAGUUGUAUCAAGACACCCCUACCUUUCUUGGUCUUUUUGUCAUUUUGAGACCCUAAUCUUUUAAUUAGGAGGGAAAAUCUUGUAGAUGGAUGGAUUGAUCCAUCUUAUAGUCAUUUAAAAAGACCCCAUGAUUACCAGAUCAAGAUCUUCUCAGUAGAUUGAGAAAAAAGGGGUCCAGUAUUUUUAUAUCUAGAGUCAAGACUAAACACACCAAAAUGAACUCAGCUGUACUACUAACCAGCUGCAUGAAUUAAUGUUGGUGUAAUUAUACAGUAACUGGUGGAGAUCACUGUCACAGUCGCAGCCCAUGUGGUGAUCAUCAGCUUUUUGUAACUACCUUAUCUGCCAUAAAACAGAGCUCUUCAAGAUUGGAAUGUUAUUGGGUGCCAGUAGUCAAUACAGGUCUUCUAUUGCUCUCUUAGCUGUCAGAAAUGUUAUAUGUUUUUAACAUCUUUCUUUUAUAUGUGCCACAGCAUGUUCUCAGGAGGAGUCUCCAGUUUCUGGUUUGAAGGAUCAGCAAGUUCUGGGUGUUUGGGGUCACUGUCAGCUGUUCCGGAACAGUGUUGAAACCCUCCGCUCUCAGCUGAAGGAAAAGGGAGAAGGAGCAGAGCUGGUGUGGGACAAGGUAACAAAAACAUAUUGGCAGAUUUCUUCCAUACAUAUUUCUUGAAUUCACGUCAGAUAGGAAUCACUUGAAUGUAUGUAAUAGAUGCAUAUAUCUGAUUUGGGAUGGAGGGGUUUGGUCAUGGAUGAGGAUGUUUGACAGAAGUCUUUCAUAAUAAACUCAGGAUGCUUUAAAUGAAAACAGAGCUGCUGUGAUGUUGUAGGACUGAUAGUAAAGCUACGUUUUACUACUUCUCUUCCAGGACGACCCUCCAGCCAUGGACUUUGUAACUGCAGCAGCCAACCUGCGUAUGCACAUCUUCAGUAUGAACAUGAAAAGUCGCUUUGAUGUGAAGUGUAAGUCUGUUAUCUUCAGGUGUUGUUCUGUUUUUUUUGUAAAGGAAAACAGUAUUACAUACAUUUCUAAAUAAUCAUUGAAGAAGUUUAAAUGGAUUUAUUUGUGUUUCAGCCAUGGCAGGCAAUAUAAUCCCAGCCAUUGCUACAACCAACGCUGUCAUCGCAGGACUCAUCGUUCUGGAGGGGCUGAAGAUCCUCUCUGGGGAAAUAGAGUCCUGUCGAACCGUGAGUUUAACUCAUAAUUGAUUUAAAUGAGUCCAGGCCUUCGUCAGGAUCUUGACAUCUGGUCAUAACAUACCUUGGAUGUUGAUGAUCUCUGUUAAUUAUUGAUAUUGACAUUUUAUUUUCCAGUUGAAUUGGAGGGUUGGAUAAAUUUUGGAUUUGAAAUUUUGUGAACUGUGCUUAUUAAAAUGAAUAACAAACAAUUAAAUGUUGUCAUAGGAAAUGACCAUCAGGAAUCAGUUUGGAUGGUUAAUUAAUCUUCAGUGCUUAUGUUAUUCAGUUUUCCUGGUAAAAGUCUCUUGGUGGGAGAAAAAAAACAAUACAGCAUGGUGAUAUAUCGUAUCAUAUCAUUUACCAAGUAUAAAUUUUUUUCAAAUUAAUUGCUAAUGUGAAGUCAAAUCUAUGAUAACGGAAAAACAAAAUCCAGCGAGGUUGGCCGAGGUGACAUCAUAGAGCAGGAGAGAGAGUUAGUACAACAAAUAUAGCAGCAGCUGGGUAAAGACAUUAGGAAUGCAAACAGGGCACAAAUGAGAUGGACCUGACACAUGAGGUUUGCAAGAAGAAGUGCUAAAUGAAAAUAAAAUACUGUGUUAUUAAGUCAAACACAGAGGAAAGACAAAUGCUUAAUUAGCUAAACAGUUGAAAAUGUUGUAUAAAUCGCUAUAUACGGUAUUGCAAUACUCACUGUAUUGCUAAAUGUAAAAAAUCUGAAUAAUAACGUAUUGUGGGACCACUGGUGAUUCCCACCCCUAAAAGUCUCCCCUUUUUCGGAAGAUUCACCCCUAAGUUUGGUACUUUUUGUGCGAUUGUCUGUUUCUUGCCGGCUAUCACUUGCACUGCUGUCUUGAACUCUGGUUGUAUCACUCACAAUGCCCCGUUCAGUUUCUUUGUCAUGAUUUGACUACUUUGGUUGGUUCCUAGACACAUUAACUUCCCUGCUAUCUGUUAAUCUGAAUGGAUUUUUCUGCUAAUAGGUGAAAUUACUUGGUUUAAAUAUACUGUAUAUAAAUAUAUAUUUUAAACAUUUCAGUCUAUGUUGAAUGUUGUUGCCAGGGCUUGUUUAUAUACCCUGAUUGCCACAUGACACCGCACAUUCAGCCUGAAUUCCUUCAGCUCUUGUUUUCCUGGCUCUUUUUCCCUCCCACAUUUCAACGUACAGUUUAUGUUUUCUUCUUCUCCAGAUCUUCCUGAACAAGUGUCCCAACCUCCGGAAGAAGCUGCUGGUUCCCUGUAUACUCGACCCUCCUAGCAAUAACUGCUACGUCUGCGCCAGCAAACCUGAAGUUACAGUCAAACUUAAUGUCAGCAAAACCGUGGUCCUCUCCCUGCAGGACAAGGUGACAUGAGAGGCAAUUUUUUUAUACAUGCACCAGCCAGCCCCAUGAAGUAUGAUAUUGGCUUCUUUCUCCCACAAAUAUGAUUCACAUGAAAAUUUCAUAGUGAUGCUCCAAUUUUUUUCCUGCUCAGAUGCCAUACUAAAACCGUCUCUGUCCCCAAAAGUGUUUUAUUCCAUGAUAGUGAUGAAAUGCUCAGAGAAUAUGCAGAAUUAGUCUAUUUUGUAUAUAAAAGUUACUAAGAUAUGAAGUGUACUAAAUAAGUUCUUGUCCAAUUGUAAAUGUUGGUCAGUCAAUGAGAUUUUUCUUGUAUUUUCACGUGUUGUUUACUUAAAUUUUUUGCUUGUUUGUUUGGUCUUAGAUCCUGAAGGAGAGGUUUGGCAUGGUUGCCCCAGAUGUUCAGAUAGAGGAUGGAAAAGGAACAAUCCUCAUCUCCUCUGAAGAAGGAGAAACUGAAGGUAAUGAGGGAGGGAUAAAAGAGACAGCAAAGCAUCAAGAGUUAAGUGACAGUGUACCUCUAGUGGAAAAAAGGAAAGAGGGUGUCUCAAAGGGGCCAAAAUUCCAAAACAAAAAUGAUGAUAAAAUAUUGGUUUGAUCACUGGUGAAUUGAGGACAGCGGGAAGUAGCGAUGUCUUGUUUCCAAUGUCAGCUGUUACAUCAGGGCAAAUCUUGGCAUUUGUUUUUAUUUAUUGGUGGUCAGCAAUUUGAACCGAUCUUUUUUGCCAGCUUGCACUUUGCAUGAUUUAGCUUAGAAGGCUUAAAAUGUAUUUUAUAAACAUACAUGCACAGCUAAAAUGGAUAUGGUAACCCCCUUUUUGGCGUUCUACGAUAACUCGCAAGAGCUGAUGGUUGAAAAACGACAGCGUAACCACAGGACCGUCUGUUACAUUAUCAAAAGCAACAGUGGCUAAAAUGACAGUUGAGUGGAAAACAGAAAAGACCAAAAGAUUACUGAGAGGUUGGUUGAUGUCAUCACUGUGGACAACCAGAGCUCAUCUCUGUGGUUGAGAUCACAGGUUUUUGUCGUCGUCUUCUGGAUACAUGCGAUGUCCGCUGUAUUCCAGACACAGUGAAGCUGAGCAGCAAUGUGCAUGACAAUAUAUGAAGUGAUAUAGAGCAUGAUGUGACUGCUGCCACUAACUAGUUUAAGGGGAUUUUGGUGGUCAGUUGUUAAAAUCAUUUGGUCUCUAACCUUCACAGCCAACAACAACAAAUUCCUGUCUGAUUUUGGGAUCCGUAAUGGGAGCCGCCUUCAAGCUGAUGACUUUCUCCAAGACUACACUCUCCUCAUCAAUGUUCUUCACAGGUAUGUGCCUGCAUUAGUGUACAUACACAGUAGUUGGGUUGAUGGAAAAAGUUCACUUAACUGGGGGAAUCUUUUUUUAUUUUAAGAUGUUAGAGAUGUCUUAUCUGCUUUGAUAGAAGCAGCUGAAGGAUGGCUGAAACCCAACUGGUUCAACAAAGUUUAAAUUGAGUAAAUAAGUGGUUGUGCAAAUUAGGACCCGAACAGGGUAAGCAGGGUGAGCAGGACUGGGGUUCUUGGUUGUAAACAUUGUGUAUGCUCAAAACAUGACCUGGGGGUGGAGUACACUUUCCAUGAUGAGAAUGAGAGAAUAAAAACAAACCUGAUCAGAAAUGUGUGCACAGACAAGCAAACCCUUACCCAUACUGGUGGUGCAUGCUCCAAAGCCAGAUUACAUUUUCAAUAGUGCAUUCUAUAUAUUAUUUUGUUUUGGUGACCCGAACUGCUAAAGCGGAAUAUGUGUGUCCUUAUUUGCAGUGAAGAACUGGAGCGGGAUGUGGAAUUUGAGGUGGUCGGUGAGGCCCCAGACAAAGCCCCGCCUCCUCAGACUAACCAAGUCGAGGGUAACAGCAUCAUCAAUGGCAACAAGGACUCCGCCCAGCCAUCCACCUCCUCAAAAGGUUAGCAGGAAAAUGUCCUCUUUUUUACUACGGCUAAUUUAACUUUGGAUUUAAAAGUCUCUUAAAAUAAUAUCAGAAAUAUUUUGAUCCCAAUUUUUUAAAUUCUUGACUGGCUUAUUAAUCAUGACUGUGAACACAUACCACAAGCUAAUAUCAAAGGUAAUAUAUCACACAUUAUCACCAAAAACAUUAGACCAAGCUUAAAAUCAGGAGUCCCAGAAAUGAAAAUCUCCAACCAAAAGAAAUAUGCAAAAAAUGCAGUGGGCAAUGUUUCUCAUAUAAAAGGGAUGUGAGCAUAUUCUCAUUUAAAUAACACACUGGCAAAUGUAAUAAAUUUCAUAAGAAAGGUAAUGGUAACUAUAAAAUUCCCGCAAGGAAAUUUUAAAGGGGCCAUGGGGGCAACUGCCCUGUGGCCCUAAUUAGGACUGAUAAAAAAAAAACCUAAACUGCAAUUUUACUAUUGUUUUGUGCAAUAAUGCUCCUAAAAACCACUCAGCGUUUACCUCUUAUUUGUCUCUGAAUGCUGCGAUCCAACCCCUUUUAGUUCCAGCCCAGGAAGACGACGUCAUGAUUGUUGACUCUGAUGACGAGGAGGGCACAUCCACUGGCUCUGCAGCAGCGGCUCCCCAUAGCACAAAGAGGAAGCACCAAGAUGAAGACGCUGGCGAGACCUCAAUUAAACGCCCCAGGACAGCCCAAUCAAGCGCAGAAAUGUCCCCUGUCGACAAUGAUGAGGAUGGAGACAUCAUCGCUUUGGACUAACCUGUCCUUCCUGGUCCUUUGUAGAACUUUUUCAGUGCUUGUCAUUUUGACUCAAGACUGACAGAAGGCAUAUAUUUAACAUCCCUGGUAUGAAGAAAAAUUUCCUGUUAGUCUUUUAUCAUAUACUUCUCCCUACUCUGUGCUUUCAUAGCUCUGUGCUCUCUGAUAUGGCUGUAAAUAUAUUCUACGUUUGAAAAAGUUAACAAAAAAUACAUGAAACUUACUGUAUUUUUUAAAUUUCUUUUCCCUAUAUAAAUGCUUCUUUUGACGGUUAAGUGCUUUUUUUAGUUACUUUUGUAUAUGUACUGUAUUUUUCAUACUAUACAAGUCAGGGUGUUUCGUGCUUUUUGGUCAAGUUAUAAAAAACCUAAAAACCAAAAACAUUUAUUGGGUUGUACAUUUAUCUUAGUUGUACAUAAAGGGACAGAAACAGACAGAUCCAGGAGUUAGCAUCUUGUAUGCCUGUCUGUAUGCAUUAUUGAUUUGAUUGGGUUGGCAAAGCACAGCACACUGAGUAUUUGACCACAUUGUGCCAUUGGGCGUUAGUUUUCUACCUCUUUUCUUGGACUUACUUGUUUUGAUUGCAAAAACAUGGCCAUGCCCUCCUUUAACACUCUUGUUGCGAGGUGUCCAGUGCUUUCACUAAGAACAAGUAUGCUGGAUCUUAGUGAGACUUCUCUAUUCUACAGGCUUUGGUAAAGUACAAGCGGCUAAGAUCCGGGCUUGUAUUGAUUUAAAUGUGUCAUGUGAUUGUUGUUUCCGUAAGAGGUCGCACAUUUCCUUUCAUACUGCUGUGGUUGAUUUACAGACAAAUGGGUGCAAGAAUACAGCACAUGUACCAGCGGCACAAAGUGUAGCUGGUGUGCUCCUGCUGCCCUCCUCAGCCUCUGACCCCUUUGUCAGCCAACUUCAUUAUUUUGAUCUUACAGACUACGAGGGCCCUUUGCACUGAUUCGGUGGACACAAUAAAAUUGAAAGGCUUCUUGUGUUGUUGGUUGUAUUUUCCGUCCUUUACAUGUUUAAAAUACAAUAAUAUUAUAAGAUACAAUUCUUUGUAGAUCAUGAAUGUUUUUUUAUACUUAAACAGUGGAGACUACAUGGGGAAGAACAAAUCCAAACUUUCUGUGUAUGGCCAGUUCUCUCCAAAUAUGUCCAAAGCUGUAAUUAAAAUGCUUAAGUUCAGUGAUUCAGUUAUCUGUAUUCUGAACAGAAAAUAAAUCACUAAGUUCACAAAUA
This is a messenger RNA of Xyrichtys novacula (pearly razorfish), 15504 nucleotides long. Lineage: Eukaryota; Metazoa; Chordata; Actinopteri; Labriformes; Labridae. The record is from the annotation of a GenBank genome assembly.